ACCGUUAUUUUCGUCACGUCUUAUAAAACAUUCACAUACGUCAAUUGCCUUUUUUAAAAAUAAUUGGUGUUAGUAACCCAGAAACCGCGGGGAUUCCAAGCACGUAACCUAUUACAUCCGAGAAGAACAGAUGAGAUUUUAGUUUUACAUUAUUUUAAAAGCAAGCCUUUCAAACCAAACAGGAACAAAGUUUCGUCGCCUAAUUAGUCAUGGAUGCCGAAGAAUUCUGUUUGAGAUGGAAUAACCAUCACCAUGUUUUAGUUAGUGUUCUUGACAAAUUGUUGGAGAAAGAAUCAAUGUGUGAUGUGACGCUAGCUGCUGACCAUCAAUUUGUAAGGGUUCACAGAUUAGUAUUAUGUGCCUGCAGCAAUUACUUUGAGGAGAUGCUCAGUAAACAAGUUGACAAGCAAGCAUUCAUUUUCUUGAAAGAUGUCAGUUUUCCUGACCUCAGAGCCCUUGUUGAUUACAUGUACAAAGGUGAAGUCAAUGUUGCUCAGGAACAUCUUGCAAGUUUUUUACAGACUGCUGAAGCCCUUGACAUCAAAGGUUUAGCGUAUAAAGAAGGAGAUCAGUCAAAACCCAAGUCAAAUCAAAAUGUUAGGUCUUCUGCUGUGAAAAGGACAUUGAAUGAAUCUGUACCUACUUCAUCAGUUCUAUCAACUUCCAGUAAUCCCCAAAGAAAUGACAAUGAUUCUUCUCAUCCACCUACUCAAAACCAAUCUUCCUCAAGACCUAAGCCACCUCCUGCCAAGAAAGCACACAUUCUACCCUCAGAAUCUCCGACUAAUCCACCGAGCACAGACCCAGAUGACCAUUUUGUUGUUGUUGACACAAAAUUAGAAUCUGAAAUGGACUCGGACCACAUGGAAGAUCAUCUGGAAGACAACGGAACAGAAUGGGCAUCACGAGCAUUAGAUGGCGACGACGAUUGGAGCACAUCUGAUCCCGGCAUGAUAUCUAUUGUACCUAAUUCGACCCGCGAAAUCACUUUCAGCUCUUCUGCAUCGGAAACGAAACUUGUCGACAAUGUUGCCGGUCCAUCAGGAACACAAUCCAAGACCAACAAUUCAUCCAGUACAACAGCAUCUCGAGGUGGUUCUACUGCAUUCCUGAUGGUGUGUCCCAAUUGCUCCAAGCGUUACACACAUCCCAAUUCGUACACGAGGCACGUCAAAAAUGAGUGCAUAGCUGUCGAACCGAAAUUCCCUUGUCUCGAUUGUGGAUCCCGCUUCCGUCGUAAAGCCUACCUCAAAGAUCACAUUUGUCCGAUGAGUCGUGACAGUCGGCUUCUUGUCGAUUUUUCUUCUGGGUCUCUCUAGUGAAAUCCUGAAAGUGCCGGAUGUCUUAACUUUCUCUAGCUUCUAUUCUUUGCUACCUGGCUGCAUCUUUACGAUCUGGCAUGAAUCACAUGAAUCAGAAAAUCCCAUUUAAAAACAUUUCUUUCUCUCUGAUGUAGGCAAGGAGAGGGGCGUUCGUCGCGACCACCAACUCGUCAUCUUCUUGAAAGAAACCCAAGUCGGUAUGCCCGUCUUGUCUGUGUUAACCACAAAGUAAUGUCCUCGUGUUCCACGCACCACCUACCCAAUUCGUUUGGAGUGGAACGAACGACUCAAAUACGUACCCCAAUCGGAGACUCACAUAAUUUUCACGGGUUGGUACUCGCUGGUAGAACAAAACAAAA
Molecule: messenger RNA, 1681 nt
Organism: Daphnia carinata
Lineage: Eukaryota; Metazoa; Arthropoda; Branchiopoda; Diplostraca; Daphniidae
Product: longitudinals lacking protein, isoforms H/M/V-like
Exons: 9
Coding region: 210-1319 (369 amino acids)
Biological process (GO): regulation of transcription by RNA polymerase II
Cellular component (GO): nucleus
Molecular function (GO): protein binding
Source: RefSeq, a predicted model, not a curated record